AUGAUCACAUCACCGCCUAGGUUUCAUAUGCCAGUGGUCCUUUGGUCAAGGCUACGCGUUCUGACCCUAUCCCCACACGAGAAGGAAGAAAUGGCUUGUUUGCAACCUAUCCUCAAUGCAGCUUCUAAUACCCUGGAGGAAUUGUAUCUCACUAGCUUACAUGUGGGUGAAUCUCAACAACUCUCACUUGCUGGACUUUUGAACCUCAAAGAUCUUUCACGCCUGCGCGUAUUUGCGCUUUACGCCAUUAUCAAAUGCAAUGAAAAAGAGUCCGGUGCUCUCUGCGAUAUCAAUAUCGUCCUCAGUAAGAUAUCUGCAUCCAAUCAAAUCACGAACCUCUCAUUCGACCUUGACAUCUCCGGCAAGCACCCUUUUGGUGGCUGUCUUGAGCAAGAUUGGGUCGGAUUAUGUGACGAAAUCAUACGAAUUUCUGCAGGGAAGCCACUUGAGUUGGAGCUGCAGACAACGGUGUCUUUGGAGGGCUUUCAGUCCCCAGACGUUGGAGAUGGCGCAAUAUACAGCCACAUCGCAGAGACGACAGCUUCCCUUACAGACUUUCCAAAGAUUUGUGCCCACUUUUGGAACCCAACUUGUUGGUCUGGUCGGCUUGCUCCAUUCCCUCGCAGCCAAGUGUGCAGUAGAUGUAGACGGUAA
Messenger RNA from Laccaria bicolor S238N-H82, 654 nucleotides. RefSeq lists its product as uncharacterized. Bases 1 to 654 code for a protein of 217 amino acids. The record is from RefSeq and is a predicted model, not a curated record. Lineage: Eukaryota; Fungi; Basidiomycota; Agaricomycetes; Agaricales; Hydnangiaceae. The transcript is spliced from 2 exons.